This is a messenger RNA of Geosmithia morbida, 1791 nucleotides long. RefSeq names its product Fungal Zn(2)-Cys(6) binuclear cluster domain. The transcript has 2 exons. Bases 1 to 1791 code for a protein of 596 amino acids. Lineage: Eukaryota; Fungi; Ascomycota; Sordariomycetes; Hypocreales; Bionectriaceae. The record is from RefSeq and is a predicted model, not a curated record. Gene Ontology annotation, molecular function: zinc ion binding; DNA-binding transcription factor activity, RNA polymerase II-specific. Gene Ontology annotation, biological process: regulation of DNA-templated transcription.
AUGACCUCACGCAUCACCACCGCCUGCAACGGCUGCCGCAUCCGCAAGGUCAAGUGCGACGGAGCCCAUCCCUGCUCUCAGUGCGCUCACUUCGAGCUCCCCUGCCACUUCACCGCUCCGCGUGGGAAGCGCAAGCCUGGGCAGCAGCAGUCCAUCUCACGGGUAGGCAGGAAAAGAAGCGACGGCCAUAGCCUCAGUCACCGUCGCCGCCACCAGCAACGAUACACGCCCGACUUCUUCCUCCCCCUGAUCCCGGACUACGAAAAGCACGUGUACCCGGUCAACCCCAUCAUCACCGGCGACGAGAUGCGCGACGCCGUCCUGGCCAUGGACGCCUCUCACGAGAACAAGGCGCUGGUGUACGCCUUUGCCGCCGUGACCAUCAACCUGACGAGGACGUCGAGGUCCGGUGCCAUGUCGUCCCAGCUGACGGACCUCGUGCGUCGAUGCCUGGCUGCCCACCGCAUGGCCGACGUUGAUGACUCUCCCUCAUCCUUCUCCUCCUCCUCCUCCUCCUCUUCCUCCACCUGCAGCUACAAUGUGGAGUACGACGACGACGACGACGACGACGGCAACGUCAAACAUCCCUGCUCCGAUGCCGCCGUCAACGUGACCCCGACCCUGGGCGAGCUUCCGGUGACGGUGAAGCGCAUCAUGACGUGCAUAUUCCUCGAGAUCAGCCUCAUGGCCUUUCGGCUUUUCAAGCGCAGCUUCGCCAUCCUGCGCGAGGCCAUCACCAUGGUGCAGACUCUCAAAGUGUACCGCUACUCGUCCGCGUCGUCGUCGGCCGCCGGCAGCGCUCACGUGGCCCGCCUCCAGCGCCUGUACUGGGAGUGCUUCAUACACGAGCGCUUCGUCAACGUCAUGUCCGGCUGCCCGGCCAUGCUGCAGCCGCUCAGCACCGGACUGCCAUGCCCGGACGCCUCCAUCCCGCCCCACGUCGACGUCGGCUUCCGCUGCCUCAUCCGCCUCUUCGCCAUCAUGGACGCCGGCUUCCUCGCCCACUGGAACGCCCAGAGCGACCCGGCCAGCCUCGUGCCGGGGCCCAUGACGGCCGCCUGGGUCGAGGCCAAGCAGUCCGAGCUGGACAGGCACGAGGCCGACACCGCCCUGCACGACGACGCCAUGCGCGCCGCCUCCACGCAGUCCACCGGCCUCAGCGAGCUGCAGCUGGCCGACCUCUUCGUCACCCGUCUGUGGCUGCGUACCCUCGUCUGGCAGCUCGCCCUGUCCAACGGCCUGCUCCGUACCCCUCUAUCCUGCACGAACGACGACGGCGGCAGCGAUAACAAUGACGGCAAUGCGUCGUCCUCCUCCGCAUCUUCCUCCCUCACCUCCUCAUCAACAACAUCAGCCUCGGCCUCGGCCUAUCACCGCCAUAACCGCUCGGAGGACCUGCUCUCACUGCACUACCCGGCCGCCAAGCUGUCGUCCGAGCUGCGCAGGCUCGUCUGCUGCCUGCACGACGUCACCAGCAUAGCCACUCACGGCAGCGGCAUCCUCCAGAAGCUCUUCGAGAUCACAACCACCAUUGCCGACGUCCUCGCCCUGCUGCCCCUGCCGCCUGCCUCGUUGUCCUCCGGCCCCGUCCCGGACACGGGCGCAGCCGCCGCCGGCGAAUCCGGCAGUGCUACCGCCCAUAUCGAGGACUUCAUCUUCCUCGUCGACUUCCUCUUCAGGUUUGAGCGCGUCUCUAAUGAGGAGAGGGAUUAUAUGCGCGUCAAGAUUCGUCACUUGCAGGCUGUCUUUCCCGGUGUCGGGUUUGAAAAUUUGUUGACAACCUUGGCCUAG